Molecule: messenger RNA, 3678 nt
Organism: Daldinia decipiens
Lineage: Eukaryota; Fungi; Ascomycota; Sordariomycetes; Xylariales; Hypoxylaceae
Product: cysteine proteinase
Exons: 5
Coding region: 1-3678 (1225 amino acids)
Biological process (GO): proteasome-mediated ubiquitin-dependent protein catabolic process; regulation of proteasomal protein catabolic process; protein deubiquitination
Molecular function (GO): cysteine-type deubiquitinase activity; proteasome binding
Source: RefSeq, a predicted model, not a curated record
AUGGCCCCCAUCAACGAGCUAGAUGAUGCGGUAGAGCUCCGCCAACUCCAGUCGGUAGCGAUACGUAGUCUACAACAUCUACCGAAUCCUCAACCCCUCACAUCUCCUCGCUUAUUUCGUCAGUUCCUCGGUUCUCAGCUACCGGAUCUUGACUUCAACUUUCAUUGUACAAGUCAUGAAAUGCAGUUGGUUGCAACCCAGUCGUUCCAAGGCCAAAAAACCUGCUUUGUUUCUAUUGUUUGUUGUCGAUGCCGCUACCAUUUCCACGUUCAGAGCAAUUUCAAGCCUGUUCAGCCGUAUAAUGACCAGCAUCGCCAUCAUAUGCUCGUUCUUUGUUGCCGAAAAUCUGCGGAUGACCUUGGGGAAAACCGGGUAAUUUACGAUGAUACGGUUGGUUAUGCUCGCUACAUCUGUGUGGCUGAUCGAUGCCUAUUCAACGUGGAGAUAUCCGUCCUACCUUGUAGGAUUCCGCCGGAAGAUGUAGCUAAGUUCUAUGACAAUGACCGAACUACACGAAAUCUGAUCCUUGCAAAAGAGGGGGAUCCAGAACGAUACUCGGACUUCAACGAAGUACCAACCAUGAAAUCAGAGACUAUACUCCGCAGAUACCUUUCAGACUCACUCCAGUCUACCAGUGAUCAGCCGUUGAGGAUUAACAAGCGCAACAAGAAGUUCUCUGUGUGUAUGGGUAGUGAUUUCGAUGAUCUCCUGAAAUAUUUAGGGUUUUGCGAGGGAGAAGACGCAGAGACCGGCGAGCCAUGUUGGCUCAUUACCCCCCCUAACAAGGAACAGAACCCGACCCCAGUCCGAACGCUACGAGCCCGAAUGGAGGAUGCGCAGAUAGAGCUCGACAUUAUUAAUAGCGAGGCAACAGUCCCUGCAUGGGAUAAGCUGCUGCAGGUAUUCCAAGGAGACUUUCCUAACGGGCCUGUCGACGCCAAUAUCUCCACAGUCACAGAACCAGACUUGGCCCUACUAGGCUGUUUAGCAAUGUACCCGCCUUUAUAUUUCAGCUGGGCUGCUAUUCUCCUAGCUGGACUGCGCCCCAGGUACCGUGACGAAUAUCUAGAUGCCGCUCUGCGUUGCAUUCAGAAUCGUAGUGAUGAUGCAUCGACUGAGAUCAUCAUGUACAGGUCCCGAUUCGACGAGACAUCCCCUAUUGACAUGAGGGUGCAGGAAGCUUUCGCGUUCUUCCAUACCUCUCCCCACGAUGACACGACGUCGGAUUGGUUUUUGGACAAGUACUAUGAGAUGGCUAAAUAUGACAGGACUGAUGAGUUUAAAGCCCAAGCCCAACAACACCUCGAGGCCAUUGGUAGCUACCUGGGAAGGGAUCUUGUGAGGGCAAUCGACCUGAAAGCUUCGGGGGCAACAGGGGAGUCGGGACUUAUGACAUCGCUUCCUAAUGUUUUAGGGAGAAGAAUGAGCAUUUCCUCAGCAACAAAUCUCCUGGGUGUGGAGUCAGACUGGACGGCGGAGAUCAUUAGGGGCUUUGUCCAACAGCGGGUGCAGGACGAAAACGCAGACAAAACUAAGAUCGUUGAAGCUAUCGAUGUCCUAUCUGAACUUAAGCGACAGCAAGAUAAACCUGAAGAAGCCGCAGAGCUGCAGCAGAUUGCCGAAUUUGUCAAGAUGACUGGGUAUGCACCGAUGCUAACAUCCCAACUUCAUGCAUCACCGAUACUAGGAAACUCCGUUAAUACACCUCCUGGUCUAAAAAACAUCGGCAACACGUGCUACUUAAAUAGUCUUUUACAAUAUUUCUACAACGUCAAGAUCAUACGCGACAUAGUCUUGAAUUUCGACUCGGUAAAGCUUGACCUUGACGAGGAGACGGUUGGACAACGUCGGACGGGAGGAAACGGCACUAGCGUUAAUAUCGAAGAAGCCAUCGUCGCUAGACAAUUUGUCGAGAUGCUUCAGGUGUUAUUUACCGAUUUACAAACAACUGCCGAAGCCGCCGCGCAGCCUUCGCAGAAACUUGCGAACACUGCACUAUCGUCAGCUAGAGACAUUCUAGACCAGCGAUCCCAGAAUAUACCUCCGCCACUGCCAGCACGCCCGUCGCCAGCACCCCCGGUGUUCUCCAAGGAUAAUCCCGAUGCAGCAAACGGAGUGACUAACGACACGGUGAGCAUCACAGUGGAGUCGGUAAAUGAUAAACUCGAAAUGGCUAGUUCCCGGAGUUCCCAAACGCUUGUUGACGACGGGGGAGAUGCACCGAUGUCGUACGCUCAGUUGGAAACCCCGGAUGACAAUGCCCCCGUUCUGCAGCCACAAGACGAUGUCAUGAUGCAAGAUUCAAUCGAAUCCUGGACCCUCGAUGAUAGAAUGGCAGAAGUUUCGCGUCAGCUAGAACGCUCGGAUAGAUCAGGGACAGAGCAGCAGGAUGUCGGGGAAAUUAUCGGCAAUAUACUUGAGCAUUUCAUGCGGGCAAUUCGUCCGGACGGCCCCAUGCCGGAAAAGCCGGAAUUACAAGCAGACAAGAUUACGGAGACGUUCUUUACUACAAUAGUUAAUUAUACUGUUAAGACUAGGAAGGGAAACCCGGCUAGCGAUCUGGUCUCUCACCUAGAAGAGGAUCCGUUGAACGUCGAGAUUGUUCCGGAGCGGUGGAUCACGGCAUAUCCCGAGGAAGCCAUUCAAGCGCCAGAGGGGACAGCUGGUAACACGGGCGGAGCAAACAAUGUGCGAUGUACAUUGUUUGCCGCUUUGGAUCGGUACUUCGCUUAUGAGCCAAUCGACAGCGGGGAUCGCGCACGUUAUAGUAGCAUCAGAUCCCUCCCUCCCAUUCUGCACAUCUGCAUCCAAAGAAGCACACCGAAGGGCAAGAAUAAGAACCCUGUUAUCAUACCGGAGACUUUAUGCCUCGAUCGUUAUAUGGAGGCUGAGAAGGGAUCGCCGGUGUGGCUUGCUCGCAAAAGGUCGUGGGCGUUUAAGGAGCGCAUAAAGGAGCUUGAGGCGAAACCCUCGCAGGAUGUUCGAGAUGUCCCUACACAGUCUCAACAGUAUAAUCAAUUUAAGGAAGCGGAUAUUGAGGAUAUAACGACUAUGGUAACAUCGGCCCUCGACAACGCCGAGGACGCACAUGUGCAACAAGCAUUCUCCGAUGACUUGAGACUGAAACAUAAGCUACCUGAACUACUGGAAUAUGGAAUAUCCAAGAAGAUAGCUACCCCGGCGUCAUUUACUGAUUAUUCGUUCUGCGACAGAGUCGCUGAUAUGUCCUGGGAGGCCACUGAGCCUUUUGAUGAGAUGACUAGAAACGAACUUCUCUACCUGCGUCAGAAAGAGGAGACGAUUUUCGACGCCAUGCAGAAGGAGAAAUACAGUAUCCACGCUGUAAUCUGUCAUCGCGGUGGUACAUCCGCGGGGCAUUAUUGGGUCUGGAUUCGAGACUUUAAACGCAAUGUCUGGUAUCGAUACAACGACGAGACGGUGACGGAAGAUAACCGCGGCACAGAGGCUGUGCUAAGCGACCUGAACGAGACGGGUGAUCCAUAUUAUGUUGCGUACGUUCGAGAUGAGAUAAAAGAUGACCUGGUUGAUGUGCCGCAGCGUCAUAAACUUGAGGCCAACAAUUCCCGGAGCGCGAGUCAGGAUUUUGAGAUGAUCGAGGGUGUAGCGUUCGACUCGGCCGAAGCGUCUCCUAUUAACGGUGGGCAAGCUUCACAUUAG